Messenger RNA from Nelumbo nucifera (sacred lotus), 2661 nucleotides. RefSeq names its product protein SIEVE ELEMENT OCCLUSION B-like. The record is from RefSeq and is a predicted model, not a curated record. NCBI's taxonomy places the organism in Eukaryota, Viridiplantae, Streptophyta, Magnoliopsida, Proteales, Nelumbonaceae. Gene Ontology annotation, biological process: phloem development.
CACCCAAAACAAGACUCAUUUAUCUCCUUCUAUCCUUCUUUACUGCUGUGAUCUUUCGUUCUCCAUUCUUUCAUUUUUCAUAAAAAAAAAUGUCAACCACCACUCCGCUCCACGCAGCAGCUCCAAAGAUCACUUCCCUGUCUGCCCAACUGCCGAGGGGCGAGCGGAAUCUGUUCUCGACAUCGGACGACAAUGCGAUGAUGAAGCAAAUACUGGGCACCCAUGCUCACGAUGGUCGAGAGGUUGAUGUCAAACCUCUCCUCCAAAUCGUCGAGGACAUCUUUCAUCGUUCACCACCCACCGCCACUACCACCACUAAUGUCGUAGACGGCAUCGUCCAACAUGUUGUUGCGGCUGAUACGCACACCCACAUUGAUGCAUUGGUGGACAAGACCCACCACCUUGGCUUCGCCGGCAUGCUCGAAGCAUUGGCGUACACCAUACAUAAGAUUUCCUGCGAGCUAUCGUACAAGUGCUCCGGUGGAACUGAUGCACAUGCGACAGCGCUAGCCAUAUUCAGCACACUGGCAAGUUACUCAUGGGACGCAAAGGUGGUUCUCUCAUUAGCAGCAUUCGCAGUUAACUAUGGGGAGUUCUGGCUGGUGGCUCAGCUUUACCCCACAAACCCGCUGGCCAAGUCGAUUGCUCUCCUUAAGCAACUCCCUGAUAUAUUGGAGCACUCGGAGCUUUUAAAACCCCGGUUCGAGGGGCUUAGGAACCUCAUCAACGCCAUGCUGGACUUAACCAAGUGCUUGAUCGAGUUCAAGGAGCUACCUACCCAGUACAUCUCCACCGACACACCGCCCAUGGCCGUCGCUAUGAGCCUUAUACCCACCGCUGCUUAUUGGACGGUCAGAGGUGUUGUGGCCAGCGCAACCCAGAUCAAUGGCCUCAUUGGCUUGGGUCAUGAGUACAUACCAUCGACAGCUGAGGCUUGGGAGUUGUCCAGCUUGGCCCACAAGAUCAACAACAUAAAAGAACAUUUCAGGAAGCAACUCCACUUUUGCUACCAACACAUAGAUGAGAAGAGACACAUCGAAGCUUUUCAGACGCUUGUUCGCCUGUUCGAGACACCCCACAUUGACAACAUGAAAAUACUCAGAGCGCUCAUUUACUCCAAAGAUGAUAUGCAACCAAUUUUUGAUGGUACCACCAAGAAAAAGGUUGGCCUUGAGAUUCUGAGGAGGAAGAAUGUGCUACUGCUUAUAUCGGACCUUGAUAUUUCCCGCGACGAGCUUUCCAUUCUGGAGACGGUGUACCUGGAAUCCCGUCACCAACCAUCCAGGCCAGAGAGCCAGUUCGAAAUGGUUUGGCUUCCGGUGUUGGAUAAGUCGGUCCCAUGGAAUGAAAGCAGCAGGCAAACCGACUUUGAGCGACUACAAUCGAUCAUGCCUUGGUACUCUGUAAACCACCCCUCAUUGAUCGAUCAGGCUGUCAUCAGGUACAUCAAGGAGGUGUGGCACUUCAGCAAGAAGCCUAUCCUAGUGGCGUUGGAUCCACAAGGUAGGGUUGUCUGCCCCAAUGCCAUCCACAUGAUAUGGAUCUGGGGAAGUUUGGCCUUCCCUUUCACCACCGCCAAGGAGGAAAGCUUGUGGAAGGAACAAACUUGGAGGCUUGAUUUUGUGGUGGACGGGAUUGAUCCCACCAUUCUCAAUUGGGUAGCGGAAGGGCGAUACGUAUGUUUGUAUGGAGGGGAGGAUCUGGAAUGGAUUGAGAAAUUUGUGACAGCAGCACGAUACGUUGCACAAGAAGAAAAUAUUCCCUUAGAGUUCGUGUACGUGGGGAAGAGCAAGCCAAGGCUACCAUUGUCGAGGAUAAUUGAUUUCAUCAAGGCGAAAAAUCUCGGUAACUAUUGGACAGAACGUACACUGAUCUGGUUCUUCUGGGCACGGUUGCAGAGCAUGUAUUACUCAAAGACACAGUUGCCCAGCAAGACCACCACCGACAAUGACAACAAGAUACAACAACAUCUGCCCAGCAGCAAGACCUCCGAAAGUGACCACGUAAUGCACGAGAUCAUGAACAUGCUGAGCUUCGACAGCAGCGACCAAGGAUGGGCAAUAAUCAGUAGGGGCACGGCGGAGAUGAGCAGAUCUAAAGGCGACCAAAUUUAUUCCUCCAUCUCACAGUACAACGACUGGAAGGUGCACAUCCCAACCAAAGGCGGGGUAAUACCGGCGCUCAAUGAUCAUCUCCAUAGCCACCCAACGGAGCACCACUGCAAUCGCCUCAUCCUCCCGGGGACCGUCGGGAGAAUCCCGGAGACGGUGCCUUGUUCCGAGUGCACCCGUCCCAUGGAAAAGUACAUCCUGUACCGUUGCUGCACCGACUGAAGUCACUGAACAGCCAAUCCACAACAUCUGGGGCUGGGCUUUUCCUCUGCCUUAUUAAAUAAUAUAUGGAUGGCUUGUGGCGAUCGAGGACGAAGAGGGUCCAUCCUAUUCCUAUUCCUAGGUUUUAUUUUGGUGUGGUCUUUGAUUAAUAUAUUAUGUAUGUUAUGUGGUUGAAUGGUACGGUAGUGGUGGGCAAUUAGCUCCACCUCUGCCUCUCGUAGCUUAUUAUUAUAUAUUCAUCGGAUGUUUGCGUUAUUUCAUAGUCGGACCAUGCUGUUUCUGUGUGCCUGACAAUAAUGAUAAUAUGAAGCCCACGACUUUGUAUUAA